GUUGAGCGCAGCGCAUUUGGAGGCUCCUAGACGACAAAACGGAACAGCGGGCAGCCACGACAACACGCCUACCAACAAUGCACACCUAGGGCACCAUGCUGAAAGCCUGGGACACGCUCGUGGGCGAGGCGCGCUGCCUCUUUACCGCAUCGGUGGAGGGCGGUGAGCCGGAGGCGCUCUGCGAGGGGUUAGUAAGGCAGGUGUCCAAACUCGCGGUAGGAGCCGGCGGCCCGGGCACGACCUGCCGCGCGGCGCCGACGGACUACGGCAGUAUCAUCGUACAAGUGGACACGCGCGACGGGAGCACCGAGGCGAUUAAGGACGCGUUGAAGGGCAAGACGCUCAUCGUGCGCGGCGCGCGCUGCGUCUUGGGAUUGGCGGCGGCGGCCGUCAGGCUGCCAUGUGCAUCAAAUCCUGUUGAAAUCCGCCCCGUGGUCGAGAAGCCCCACGGAAGUAUGAUAAAAGACGUCUCGGAGGACGACUGGCGGCGGCUCCGGCGCCUCUUCGGGCGCCGGGCGGAAGUGCCGGGCGACAAGCGCGACGCCUGGGCGCGUGCUUUGAGAGAUGCGGGCCGGGCCUACGCGGACCGGCCGUGGGCUGAGUGUCGCUGGCACCCGCCGAGGCGCGAGCCGCUCGUCGUCACCGGCCCGUCGUUCUUCGCCGCGCCCAAGAAGCAAGAGGCCAAGGAGGCGGACUCCAAGGCCGACGCGAAGGACGCGAAGGAUUCUGACGACGACGCCAAGGACGACGUCGCGGAAGCCAAGGGCGCCGAGCCCUGGGACGAGCGCGCUGCGACCCGCCGCGCGACGCUGCGGCGGCGGCGGCUGAUGGACAACCGGCAGCCGUGGCGCCUCGACCCCCGCGCGCCCGUCGACGAAAAGGCGCCCGUAGUCGUCGACGAGAACGUGCCGCCCGCGACGGCGCCGCCGGAGCCGGCGCCUCUCCCACAACCCAAGGUCUCGUCGGUCUUCGCCGCGAUGCGCGCCGUCGCGGCGCUGACGCCGAAGAACGCCGCGGCGCCGGACGUGCCGACGGUCGCGGCGCGGCUCGCCGCGCGGCGCCGUUCCUCCCUGUGUGGAAACCAAAUUUCGGGUGCCCCACGCCAUCGACGCGAUGUUGUCCCCGUGGAUAACUAACUCACUGGUUGAUUUCCACACAGGCGAGAAGGGCUUCACCCUGUCGAAGCGCGGCGAACUGGCCGUGCUCGACGAGCUCGCGCGGGCGAUGCCGCAGGGCGGUCUCGAGCUGGCCGAGCCGGCGUGCUGGGGCGCCGCGGCGUCGAACGCCGUCGUCGCGCGCGGCCGGGGCGCCGCGGCGCGGCUCCGGUGGCUGGCCCUCGCGCGGCGCGCCGUCGCGGCGUCGUGGUGCUUCCUGAGCUUCGAGGAGUUUGUGCAGUCGCACGCCGACGCCGUCGAAGGGCGGAGGCGCGCGCUGCGGGAGGCGCCGAUUUCCGUCGCGCAACCCACGGCCGCCGAGCCUACGAUCGUCGACGCCGUCAAUCUGGCGGUCCUACCGAUUUCGCGGGCCGCGGCGCCGCGGCCGCUCCCCGACGGGACGUUUACCUGGACGACGCCCGAGGAGGAUGAGUCGGUACCGGUCGUCGACGAGGCCCCGCCGCGUGCCGACGUUUCUGCCGAAGGCAAGGCGCUGUCAAAUUUGGAGGGCGUCUUUCCCGUGGUCGUCGCGGCCAUUCCGCAGAUCGUGUCGGUCCACGUCGUUGGGAGCAGCGAAGAGGACGUCUGGCGCGUCGUCCGCUCGGCUCUCCCGGACCGAAGCAAGACGUGCCUCGGCCGGGAGGAGUUCGUGGGGGAUGUGUGGCCGGCGUUGUGGGGGGCGUUUGGGGAGCGCUGGCGUUCUAAGCUAUAG
Molecule: messenger RNA, 1866 nt
Organism: Pelagomonas calceolata
Lineage: Eukaryota; Pelagophyceae; Pelagomonadales; Pelagomonadaceae
Source: the annotation of a GenBank genome assembly